Nanorana parkeri is the source of this 656-nucleotide messenger RNA. RefSeq names its product histidine triad nucleotide binding protein 3 (gene HINT3). Bases 73 to 540 code for a protein of 155 amino acids. The record is from RefSeq and is a predicted model, not a curated record. The transcript has 5 exons. Lineage: Eukaryota; Metazoa; Chordata; Amphibia; Anura; Dicroglossidae. Gene Ontology annotation, molecular function: catalytic activity.
GCAGGACACAAAGCGAAGCCCUGACAGGGCGGGGUCUCAGCUGUUGCCGGUGUGCGGGUACAAGGGGGCAGCAUGUCAGCGGAGGGCGAGGAGCAUAACCCAGCCAGCUAUGACAGCCGGUGCAUCUUCUGCAAGAUCUCCAACAACCAGGAGGGUGAUGCCGAAUUAUUGCACUCUGAUGAGGAUCUCACCUGCUUUAGAGACAUAAGACCUGGAGCACCACAUCAUUAUCUAGUGGUACCCAAGAAGCAUAUAGGAAACUGUAAAACCUUAACCAAUGAACAUGUAUCACUAGUUAUGAAUAUGGUAGAAGUUGGGAAGAACGUUCUACAGAAAAAUCAUGUCACAAAUUUGGAGGAUAUCAGGUUAGGCUUCCACUGGCCUCCUUUCUGCUCGAUAUCCCAUUUACAUCUACAUGUUCUGGCUCCAGCCAGCCAACUGGGAUUCCUUUCAAAAAUGAUUUACAGGCUCAAUUCUUAUUGGUUUAUUACGGCUGAGCAACUCAUCGAGCGUCUUCAAGCAAACACAACCACAAGCUGAAAUACGGUUUGCCUCACAUUCUUGGAUAUCAUUCCAGAAGGAUGGACCACACUAUACCAGUCCAACUAAGAAAGAACACCAGUCAGAAUCUCCUAAUCCUUUAUGAAUGACUGCGG